Messenger RNA from Lutra lutra (Eurasian river otter), 4399 nucleotides. RefSeq names its product leucine rich repeat containing 4 (gene LRRC4). Bases 921 to 2873 code for a protein of 650 amino acids. NCBI's taxonomy places the organism in Eukaryota, Metazoa, Chordata, Mammalia, Carnivora, Mustelidae. The record is from RefSeq and is a predicted model, not a curated record. The transcript has 2 exons. Gene Ontology annotation, cellular component: glutamatergic synapse; postsynaptic density membrane; plasma membrane. Gene Ontology annotation, molecular function: protein binding. Gene Ontology annotation, biological process: excitatory synapse assembly; modulation of chemical synaptic transmission; postsynaptic density protein 95 clustering.
CCGGACUCCCUGAAGGGGCCUGCGGUACUGGCGCGACCCGGCCGCCGCGCGCUCCUCCGGCCGGCGGAGCCGGUCCCGGCACUGCCUCCACGCCGCUGACCCGCGGGGGCUGGACGAACUGCUGUUCCUCGCGCCGGCACGCGGCGGACUAGGAAACUAAGCCCGGUUUUGGUUCUUUUUAACCCUUCCGAGAAGAGGCAAGGAAAGAAGGGGGUGUGUGUCUGGGGAGGGCGAAGGAGCCUCGAACACCUCCUCUUAACUCUCGCAGCCCCGCGAGCGAACGACUGCACCAGCUGCCUCCGGCCGGGAGCCGCCGACACAAGGCGGGGGGGGGGGGGGGGCGGGCAGCGCGGCAGCAGCAGCAGCGAGCGAGUGCGGCCUGGGAGGCUUCGGGGCGCCCCCUCACCCCCGCCGGGCGGCAGCCGCGGGAGCGGGCUGGGGGCGCCGGAGGCACGCUCCGGCGAUGAAGCGGCAUCCCCCGCGGCUGGUGCGAGCCGGUGCCAGGGUCCAAGGACAAAGCAGGGAAGCGCUGGUGGCGCCGCUCCUCGGGCUGAGGGGGGGGCAUGCACCUGCAUAGCCCGCCGGGCCUUGGCUCUCCCCGGCUCGCCUCAACUCCGCCGCUCCGCCGUAGCCUGCUCGGGAUUUACUAGAAGCCAUUUUGUCUCCCCCACCCCUCCCCUCCCCACCCCUCCCCUCUGCCCUCCCCACCCCCUCGACUUCCCCCUUUUGUUAAUUAAAACUAAGAAGUAAGAAUGGCAACGACGUGGCCGGCUCCCGUGGAGAACGCUUAAGGACACCACGCCAAUUCCUUCCUUCCGAGAUGGAAAGAGGAGCUCCUAGCUCAUUUAAGCCGGGGUAGGGCUGGUUCUCCUUUCCGAGCCAAAAUCCCAGGCGAUGGUGAAUUAUGAACGUGCCACACCAUGAAGCUCUUGUGGCAGGUAACUGUGCACCACACCUGGAAUGCCGUCCUGCUCCCCGUAGUCUACCUCGCGGCGCAAGUGUGGAUUCUGUGUGCAGCCAUCGCCGCUGCCGCCUCCGCCGGGCCCCAGAACUGCCCAUCCGUUUGCUCGUGCAGUAACCAGUUCAGCAAGGUGGUGUGCACCCGCCGGGGCCUCUCCGAGGUCCCUCAGGGUAUCCCUUCCAACACCCGGUACCUCAACCUCAUGGAAAACAACAUCCAGAUGAUCCAGGCCGACACCUUCCGCCACCUCCACCACCUGGAGGUCCUGCAGCUGGGCAGGAACUCCAUCCGGCAGAUCGAGGUGGGGGCCUUCAACGGCCUGGCCAGCCUCAACACCCUGGAGCUGUUCGACAACUGGCUGACGGUCAUCCCCAGUGGGGCCUUUGAGUACCUGUCCAAGCUGCGGGAGCUCUGGCUUCGCAACAACCCCAUAGAAAGCAUCCCCUCUUAUGCCUUCAACCGCGUGCCCUCCCUCAUGCGCCUGGACUUGGGGGAGCUCAAGAAGCUGGAGUAUAUCUCCGAGGGCGCUUUUGAGGGACUGUUCAACCUCAAGUACCUGAACUUGGGCAUGUGCAACAUUAAAGAUAUGCCCAAUCUCACCCCCUUGGUGGGGCUGGAAGAGCUGGAGAUGUCAGGCAACCACUUCCCUGAGAUCAGGCCUGGCUCCUUCCAUGGCCUAAGCUCCCUCAAGAAGCUGUGGGUCAUGAACUCACAGGUCAGCCUGAUUGAGCGAAAUGCUUUUGAUGGGCUGGCCUCGCUUGUGGAACUCAACUUGGCCCACAAUAACCUCUCUUCUCUGCCCCAUGACCUCUUCACCCCACUGAGGUACCUGGUGGAGUUGCACCUGCACCACAAUCCUUGGAACUGCGAUUGUGACAUUCUGUGGCUAGCCUGGUGGCUUCGGGAGUACAUACCCACCAAUUCUACCUGCUGUGGCCGCUGUCACGCUCCCUUGCACAUGCGGGGCCGCUACCUGGUGGAGGUGGAUCAGGCCUCCUUCCAGUGCUCUGCCCCCUUCAUCAUGGAUGCCCCGCGGGACCUCAACAUCUCUGAGGGUCGGAUGGCGGAACUUAAGUGUCGGACUCCCCCCAUGUCCUCCGUGAAGUGGCUGCUGCCCAAUGGGACAGUGCUCAGCCACGCCUCCCGCCACCCAAGGAUCUCUGUCCUCAACGACGGCACCUUGAACUUUUCCCACGUGCUGCUCUCAGACACUGGGGUAUACACAUGCAUGGUGACCAACGUGGCCGGUAACUCCAACGCCUCGGCCUACCUCAACGUGAGCACGGCCGAGCUCAACACCUCCAACUACAGCUUCUUCACCACUGUCACAGUGGAGACCACCGAGAUCUCACCUGAGGAUACAACGCGCAAGUACAAGCCUGUUCCUACUACGUCCACUGGUUAUCAGCCGGCGUAUACCACUUCUACCACGGUGCUCAUCCAGACCACCCGUGUGCCCAAGCAGGUACCCGCGACAGACACCAAUGAUAAGAUGCAGACCAGCCUGGAUGAAGUCAUGAAGACCACCAAGAUCAUCAUUGGCUGCUUUGUGGCAGUGACUCUGCUAGCUGCCGCCAUGUUGAUUGUCUUCUAUAAACUUCGCAAGCGGCACCAGCAGAGGAGUACGGUCACAGCCGCCCGGACAGUUGAGAUUAUCCAGGUGGAUGAAGACAUCCCAGCGGCAGCGUCUGCAGCGGCAACAGCAGCUCCAUCCAGUGUAUCAGGUGAGGGGGCAGUAGUGCUGCCCACAAUUCAUGACCAUAUUAACUACAACACCUACAAACCAGCACAUGGGGCCCACUGGACAGAAAACAGCCUGGGGAACUCUCUGCACCCCACAGUCACCACAAUCUCUGAACCUUAUAUAAUUCAGACCCAUACCAAGGACAAGGUACAGGAAACUCAAAUAUGACUCCCCCUCCCCCCAAAAACUUAUAAAAUGCAAUAGAAUGCACACACAAACACACACACAUACACAAACACACACGAGACAGCAACUUUUGUACAGAGUGGGGAGAGACUUUUUCUUGUAUAUGCUUAUAUAUUAAAUCUAUGGGCUGGUAAAAGAAACAGAUUAUAUUAAAAUUUAAAAACAAAAAAUCAAAACAAAACUAUUUUCUAACUUGUAAGUUCUAUUUAAAGGGGGAGUGGGGUUCUUGGGAACGCUGUGGGGCUGAAGCCGCAAGUCAACUUGCUAUGAUGCCAGAAGGGAUUUCUGAUCUGAGGCUGAAACUGCUAAGCUAAGCUAAAACAAACAUCCCUAAAGAGGCACGGGCUGCUGAGGGGUGGGGGGCAGGCUGCCAUGUUUUAGAAGAUGCUUCAUAGCAUACAGGACUACCCAUUUCUAUAGACACCUUUCUUAAGCUGAGAGCUGUCUUUGCAGAUUUAUCUUAUUUUAAAAAUUCAAAAAAAGCACCAAGAAUUUGUACUGUGCCAAAAUGUUGAGAGGCAAUAAUUUUUUUUCUUCAGAAGCCGAGGGGAAGAUAGCUCUGUAACUGUGUUUUAAACAGGAAAACCACCAAAAUUCAAAUGACUCCCUAAAGGGGCUUAGUCUUCCCGUCUGUCCAUGUGCACAAGUCCCCUGGGUUUGUGCACUGGGACACGCGUGUGCCCUGCCUGACAGCGCGCCUCGGGAAGGAGCAGAGAAGGCAGGGAGCUGGCGUAGCUCUCAGUCAAAUGCUUUCACAUUGCACCAGAUUCCUGCAGAUGGGUUUAACCCACUCUUUGUGGGGACAUGUGUCUAUUCAGGGUUUCCCUUGAGAGGGAGGAGGCCCCUGAAGGGGGUGCGGCAGCAGAGGGCGGUGGGAAGGGAGAGCAGCAGCAGAGAGAAUGUAUUCACAGGAGGCCAUAAAUUAGCAUUGUGCCAUGUCCACCUGUUGUUCCCGGUAUCUGACAAAUGAUUGUAGACAAUGAUGGCAUUUUAUGAUUUUUCAUAAAGGUUUUGUUUGUUUUAAGGUGGAGAAGGAGGAGAGGCUGGGACUGGGGAGCUUGGGGGAGUGGAAGCUUUUCUCAUGCUUGUGAUUUGGUGACUAUUCUAAAUGCUGAUUCAUUAGGGAUUAUUACAGCUGAUGUCAACUGGUUGUGAUGAUGGGGUGGGGACAGAACAUAAGUGGACAGAGAAAAAGGGCACAGGCUCAUUUAAAGUACAGUGAAGCCUUGACAGAACAGGAUGGUUCACAAAAAAGAUGUGAAAUCCACAGUUAAAACAAGAGUGAUACACAUGCACACAAGAAGCGAGUUCUGUGAGGAGUCCUGUUGAACGUAGCGCAAUGGGGGGAAGGCUUCCCUCUCCCAGGCCUUACCUCAGGAGGAGGUGGAGGAGAAAGGGUGGGUGUGGGUGGUGAAGGCAGAGAUCUCUGUUAUUCUGGUCCAUUUAAUGCUGUAACUUCUUUCAUUUAUUAUUUUAGCUUUAAAAAGAAAUAAAGGGUUCAGAUUUGA